AUGACAACUAUUACAAACUCGAAUGGGGACUGCCUGGUCCAGCUCGGCGAUUCUGUGACGGAAUUGGAGUUGCCGUCACAUCGGAAACGGGCCUGGCACAAGAGCCAUCCAUUUCUCUCCCCGCAUACCGUUGCAAUGAGAAUAUGGGAAUGUGUUGUGCUCAUCACCGUCAUUAUAACGUUUGGUUUGGAAAUAUUCCUUGCGGCUUUCAACUCACAAAUUGUAUUACUUUGGGUGUUCGCGUAUGUUUUUGAUUUUAUCUACAUUGUGGAAAUUACUCUAAACUUUUUUCGAGGAUAUAUGGAGAACGGCAUCCUCAUCACAGACCGACGGAAGAUACGGAAACAUUAUUUGCAGACAACUUUUUUGCUAGAUCUUUUUACUGUUCUACCUUUGGAUUUACUUGUGUUCAUAUCACCCGGAAUUGUUGCGGGACACAUGAAAAGACUAGCCCAAUAUCGCUGUAUUAAUAGGUUAUUUCGAUCACAUAGAAUCCUAAGCUUCUUUGAGUUAAGAGAGUCUGAAUUAGGCACCAAUACAGCACUGAUUCGAACACUUAAAUAUACAACGUUAGCAGCUUUGAUGAACCAUCUCUUAUCGUGUGCGUGGUAUGCGUUGACCUGUGUUGGUCUUCAUGAUGGUAUUAAUCCUGAAUGUUUUAAUAAAUCAUGGGGAACCAGUCCAGAUGAAAUUAAUUUAGGAACUGAUAUGACAAAUACGUCUACUGGCUCCGCUUAUAUUAUCACUUUAUACUGGGCAGUUGCCACAACGACUUCAACAGGGUAUGGUGAUAUUCAUUCUGUCAACGAAAAUGAACGUUGGUUUUCCAUAUUUGCUAUGUUGUUAGGUAUCUUUGUCUUCUUUGGCAUGAUUCUUGGUGGUAUGGCCUCCAUGUUGACUAAUUUUGACGCCCAGCGUGCUAAAUAUACACAUCGACUUAAUGUUAUCAAGGAGCAUUUGAAAGAUUUAACAGUUCCAGAAGAAUUACAGAAACUGGUAAUUGGUUAUUAUGAAUAUCUCUGGGUUCGGAAGAGAGGUGUCCAUGGUGAAGGACUUCUUGAUGCACUGCCUCUUACAUUUAAAGCAGAAGUUGCACUUGUUGGCAAUAAAUAUAUACUUGAAAAGGCUCCCAUGUUCAGGUCAAUGAACGAAGGGUUCCUACGUAUGUUAUCGUUAGUAAUCAAACCAUCCUUGUACCUGCCAAAACAAACCAUUGCAAACCGUGGAGAAAUCGGUCACCAGAUGUAUUUUGUUCACCGUGGAGAGGUAGAGGUUUUAUCCGAAGAUGAUGAUGAAACAGCCAUUGCAACACUCCAAAGUGGUAAAUUAUUUGGUGAGGUGAGUUUAGUGUUCAGCAUGCCCAGAACUCAUGCAAUUCGUGCUGCUGCUCACUGUGAUUUAAAAGUACUCGACAAAAAUGAUCUUCAACAGGUGAUAUUGCAUUAUCCUGAAGUGGCUAGUACACUGCAGGAGAUAGCUGAAAAUCGCUGUGACACUGCUGGACAUCUCCAUGAAAGAGUUCAAGCUGGUGAAGGUGUCAUUCCGGCUUCCAAGAGUCUAGGGAAGCCAGCUGUUGCUGCUCAUGUACCAACAAAGUCUACACAAUCUCCUGGUAAGAAAGCAUCACCUCAACGAGAAGCGAGAAUCAGGACAACUGUUACUGUAACUAAAUCUGUUGAUGUAUUUGAAUUGGAGGAGCCAGGUAGUGAAUGGGUUUCAGUUCAUAAAGGAAAUUGCUGCACUCGAAUGAGGAAGAGGUUGUCUGAUUGGGUAGACAAGAUACAAAAUGGAGUGAUUGAACCUAACUCCCACUUUUUUAAAGUUUGGCAACGAUUAGUACUUAUUGUAACGUUGCUGGUUUCUUUCAUCUAUUCCUACAUGGCCUGUUUUACAGCUAACCAGCAUACUUCUGGCUAUGGUGACUCCCACGGUGCUACAGCUUUGCUUGUUAUUUCAUAUUUUCUGGAUGCUAUACUCGCUGCAGAUAUUGUCGUCAAGCUACGUACUGGAGUAGCUACGCCAAAUGGUAACCUGAAAGAUUUUGCUAGUAUUCGCAAACAUUACUGUAGAAGUUGUGGCUUUGUUUUGGAUAUCCUGGCAAUAUUACCCUUGGAGCUUUUGUGUUUUGUACAACCAUUUGGAUAUGGACGAUGGCAUCUGUAUUCAUUUCUCAGACUCAAUAGGAUUGUCAAGUAUUACAUUGUACCUGGAUUUUUCUCCAAGCUAGAAGAUGACCUAGAUGUAGAUAUCGCUACCAUUCGAUUUUUUAAGUUCUUCAUUUUCAUAUCUCUACUAUCGCAUUGGAGUGCCUGUAUAUGGUACCUGUCUGCUUGCCAUGCCGCUGUUUGGGCUGAUCAUGCUGAAAUCACAACUGAAACGGAUCCAUUCAAAGAAUACGUGUUGGCAUUAUACUGGUCUGCUGCCACUAUGUCUAGCACUGGAUAUGGGGAUAUCAGUGCACACACGACUGUUGGCCGCUCUAUAGCUCUGGUUGCUAUGUUGGUUGGGUUGCUACUCUAUGGAUAUUGUCUUUCAUCAAUUGCUGCCACAUUAGCUAAUGCUGAUGCACCAAGGGUUGGUUUUCAAGAGAAACUUUUUGCUGUACAAGAGUUCAUGCGAGAUCACAACCUGGGAACUGACUUACAACAACGUGUCAUCAACUAUUUGAGUCUUCUCUUCCGAAGACACAGAGGGGAAACGAUGCCCGGUGGUUUGAGAUUAAUGCAUGAUAUGCCUAUCGCUUUGCAGCAAGACAUUGCCUUUGAAGAUGCUCAGGCAACCCUUGGAUGUGUUCCUCUUUUCAAGGAUUGUGAUUCUAGCUUUAUCCGUAUGCUGUCUCUUAAAACACAUGCUUAUCUUUUUACACCUGGGGACAUCAUAGUUUACCAAGGUGACAUGGGACGUGAAAUGUAUUUCAUCAGACGUGGAACCUGUGAGGUGCUCUCUGCAGACAUGAGUCGGGUAAACAGUAUCAUUGGACCUGGACAGUACUUCGGCGAAGUUGGUUUGAUCUUUGGAGACUAUCGUACUGCUACAGUUCGGGCAUCAUCAUAUUGUGAACUGUUGAUGUUACAAAGAUCAGACUUGGAUGAAGUUCUCACACAUUUUCCACUCAUUGCAAAGCAAUUUAAAGAAGCUGCAGAAAACAAACAACAUUUGGUGGAACUUCAGAAUGCCUCUAAAGAAAACGAAGACCCUCAGGACAAACCCAAAACUGAAAGUGAAAGAUCAACUCAGGAGUUUCUUCAAACUGAUUAUCACAAACACGUAGAGGAGUCUGUCAAGCUGUUUGACAGUUCUUCAGAUGACUAUAGAGGACCCUUCAAGAGUCUUAGUAUUGUUUCAUAUCUCUUCUCCUUCCUGCUAAUGAAACGAUGUUUUCUACCAAGUGGUAAAUGGUUUCAGAAAUGGGAGAUAGUACGAGUUGGUGUUGCUAUAUUGCUGGUAUUUACUGUCAGUUUGCAGGCGGCAUUUUUACAUCUCGAUAUACCAUUAUGGAUUGUUAAUUAUUUAUUAGAUCUUAUCUGUUACAUUGACAUGUACCUGAAGUUUCAUACUGCCUUUUACAAUGAAACUAAUGUAUUAGUGACACAUCCACUGUCUACAGCUAAGCACUAUCUAAAAACCAAUUUUAUGUUUGAUUUGGUUGCCUGUUUCCCUACAGAAUUAAUUGCUUUUGCAAUAUUAGGUUCAUUCUCAGGUUAUGCUAUACAUGUAUAUGCUUUAGUAAGACUAAAUAGAAUUCUUGGUGUAUAUAGACUUCCACUGGCUUUCAACUUUUUAGAGUCUGGUGUAGAACAUGAAACUGGUUUUAUCAGAGAAGUGAAAUUUUUAUUUUAUUUGCUGAAGUUCAUUCACCUGUUGGCAUGCCUGUGGUUCAUCAAUGCUUGUCCCCCAAUCUUCUCAAGUAACCCAACUGUUGAUGACUUAUCAGGGCGAGUGAAAACACACUACCAUAUGUGCCUUAACGAUUCAUGGGCUUUGAAAUAUACAGACCAUAAUAUGACUGCUGAGAGUAUAGCUGGUCAGUAUAUUGUUAGUCUGUAUUGGGCCUCGGCUACAGCGGCAUCUGUAGGCUAUGGUGAUAUACAUGCAAAUAAUGUAGGAGAGAUGGUAAUUGCUUUGCUGUCUAUGAUUAUUGGUAUUGUCUUCUUUGGUUACAUCAUUGCUAGUGUGGCUGCUAGUUUGGCUAAUGCUGAUGCUCAACGGGCCAGGUACCAAGAAAAACUCACCAGUAUAAGACGAUUUUUGAAGGACCAAGAUGUAGACCUUGCUCUGCAGCGUCGUGUGAUUGGAUUUUAUCAGUAUCUUUGGAUGAGAACCAAAGGAGUUGAUCCCGAUUCGUUGUUUGAUGGACUUCCACUGUCACUCAAAGCAGAUGUCACCCUCAGUCUGUAUCGGGAAAUUAUAAACAAGGUACCAUUGUUCCAGGAUACAGAAAUAGGUUUUCAAAAAAUGUUGUCCAUGUGUAUCAAACCUACCCUCUACCUUGGAGGAGAAUACAUUGUAAAGAAACAUGACAUUGGAAGUGAGAUGUUCUUUAUUCACCGUGGAAUUGUUGAGGUGGUCUCUGAAGAUGGAGCUAUAGUUUUUGAUACUAUGCAAGGCGGUAGAUUCUUUGGUGAAAUCAGUUUAGUGUUUAGCGUACCAAGGACAGCUUCUAUCAGGGCACAAAACAAUUGUGAUUUGUUUGUUUUGACAAAAGAAGACCUGGAUCGUGUACUGACUCACUAUCCCAUCAUCAAGGAACAAAUCUAUAAAACAGCUGAGGAAAGAAUCAAUGCUGUGAGAAAACGUAGCAAACAGGCAGUCACUCCCCAGCCUGCAAAACCAUCUGCAUCUGCUAGUAAGCAGGAAAAAAUUGAUGAAAAGCCAGAAGAUGACAACAAAAAUGUAAAGACUAAUGACAAAAAAGAUGCUAAGAACGGCCAGCCAUCUGGUGCAGGUGGCCCCGGACCUUCAGGCAGUGGAAUCAUAGAUGAAUUGACUAUUGAUCUGGAAUCAGACAUACUUCGUGAGCCAAAUUACUGUAGUAGCAUGUGUUCCAAGGAGAAGUUCCAGUCAUGUCUGACUAUUAUAAGGAAAGCAAACAGUUUUGUGUUGGAUCCAGAUAGUCGUUUUGUGCGCUACCUCAAAUAUGUUUCAUGCGUACUUGGAUUUGUCACUUCCUGGACUAUCAUUUAUGAGGCUGCUUUUCAACAUCAUAAUAUUGGUAUAAUAAUUUUUAGUUACAUCUGUGAAGCGAUUUUCUGGUUUGAGAUCUACAUCAAGUUCCAUGUUAGUUUCAGUGACAAGUAUGCAGAGCUGGAAAAAGAUUUUGUGAAAGUGUACAACCAUUAUUUUAGAUCAACCAACGGUUUUGUAGUGGACGUGGUAGCAGCACUUCCCAUCGAUAUCUUUGCUCUGUGUGGUGGUACCGUACAGUCCAAGUAUAUGGCACUCUCACUGCUAAGACUUAUACAUUUACUCAGACUUGUACGGGUUUCACAGUUUUUUUCAUCUUGGGAGAAAGAAUUAGACAUAAAUGUACUUUCUGUUCGGUUGUGUAAAUUUCUGGUAGAGCUCUUUUUGUUGAUUCAUUUAUUUGCCAGUAUCUGGUAUGUUAUAGCUUGCCCACUAGGCAACUGCAUGGCUGGCACAUGGGCUGAUCAUGAAGGUAGUAUAAUGAAACAGUAUUGUGACUGUAUAUAUUGGUGUGUAGCCACCAUGACAUCUACGGGAUAUGGUGAUUUACAUGCGUAUACUAUUGGAGAAAUGGUAUUUGCUAGCUUUGUUAUGAUUGUUGGUCAACUUAUCUUUGGUUUUAUCCUUGGUAAUAUUGCUUCCACAUUGGCCAAUGCUGAUUCCAAUAGAGUGUCCUUUGAAGAACACCUCACUGCUAUCAAGGACAUGAUGAAAGAUCAAGGUCUAACCAGUAAACUACAGAAAAGAGUUGUCAAUUACUAUGACUACCUCUGGAUGAGAAAUAAGGGUGUUGAUGCAAGAGGCCUAUUUAAAGAUGCUCCAUCCUGCAUGCAUGCUGAGAUCUGCUUAAACACCAAUGAACACCUUCUCAAAAACGUGUCCAUGUUCAAAGGUGCUGAAGAUAGUUUCUUUCGAACACUAUCACCAAUGCUAAGACAUCUACUGUAUCUACCAAAUGAUUACAUUGUUAGAAAAGGAGAUGUUGGGAAUGAAAUGUACUUCAUACAUAGAGGAACCGUUGAGAGACUAUCAAAUGACAGUGGUAAAAUACUUGGGGUUGGAGACUACUUUGACGAUAUCAACUUAGUAUACGACGUUCCAAGGAGUUGUUCGUACUGUGCAACUGUGCAUGUAGAUGUGUAUGCCUUAUCAAGAGAUGACCUACAGAGCGUACUCAAGCACUAUCCCAUAGUUGAAGCACAGAUAAAAGACAUUGCAGCAGAAAUGUACGGUGAAUCGUCGUCUUCAUUUGCCGAGAACAACGGUCUCAUACAAGGCAGUAAUGUGUUUAGCCACAUCUUUGCUGUUGGUGGUACCUUUGCUGUUGGUGGUACCUUUGCUGUUGGUGAUACCUUUGCUGUCGGUAAUACCUUUGCUGUUGGUGGUACCUUUGCUGUUGGUGGUACCUUUGCUGUUGAUGGUACCUUUGCUGUUGAUGGUACCUUUGCUGUUGGUGGUACCUUUGCUGUUGGUGGUACCCUUGCUGUUGGUGAUACCUUUGCUGUCGGUGGUACCUUUGCUGUUGAUGGUACCUUUGCUGUCGGUAAUACCUUUGCUGUUGGUGGUACCUUUACUGUUGGUGGUACCUUUGCUGUUGAUGGUACCUUUGCUGUUGAUGGUACCUUUGCUGUUGAUGGUACCUUUGCUGUUGGUGGUACCUUUGCUGUUGGUG
Saccoglossus kowalevskii is the source of this 6856-nucleotide messenger RNA. RefSeq lists its product as uncharacterized. Lineage: Eukaryota; Metazoa; Hemichordata; Enteropneusta; Harrimaniidae. Gene Ontology annotation, biological process: potassium ion transport; transmembrane transport. Gene Ontology annotation, molecular function: protein-containing complex binding; intracellularly cyclic nucleotide-activated monoatomic cation channel activity; voltage-gated potassium channel activity. The record is from RefSeq and is a predicted model, not a curated record. Gene Ontology annotation, cellular component: membrane.